Messenger RNA from Nymphalis io (European peacock), 357 nucleotides. RefSeq names its product histone H3-like. The transcript has a single exon. Bases 1 to 357 code for a protein of 118 amino acids. Lineage: Eukaryota; Metazoa; Arthropoda; Insecta; Lepidoptera; Nymphalidae. Gene Ontology annotation, molecular function: DNA binding; protein heterodimerization activity; structural constituent of chromatin. The record is from RefSeq and is a predicted model, not a curated record. Gene Ontology annotation, cellular component: nucleosome.
AUGGCUCGUUCUAAGCAGACAGCCCGAAAAUCUACCGGUGGUAAGACGCCGCACAAGCAGCUCGCCAUCAAGCUCGCUCGCAAGAGUGCUCCCACCACGGGAGGAGUCAAGAAGCUUCAUCGUUAUAGACCCGGUACCGUAGUUCAUCGUGAAAUCUGUCGUUACCAGAAGAGCACGGAGCUUCUGAUUCGCAAGCUGCCAUUCCAGCGUCUGGUCCGUGAGAUCGCUCAAGACUUCAAAACCGAUCUCCGACUCCAGAGUUCGGCAGUUAUGGCGCUGCAAGAAGCUAGCGAAGCUUACCUCAUCGGUCUCUUCGAAGACACGAACUAUAUGAGAUAUAAGCAGACCCUAUGCUGA